Messenger RNA from Recurvomyces mirabilis, 1965 nucleotides. RefSeq lists its product as uncharacterized. NCBI's taxonomy places the organism in Eukaryota, Fungi, Ascomycota, Dothideomycetes, Mycosphaerellales, Teratosphaeriaceae. The transcript has a single exon. Bases 1 to 1965 code for a protein of 654 amino acids. The record is from RefSeq and is a predicted model, not a curated record.
AUGACUUCCUCCGACCAGACAGUACGUCAAAUUCCAUACUGCGCAGUACAUGAAACGGCGUACGCGCUGGACAUUGUCCUGACGGAUCACUGCUCGGGUCAGUGCGCGCUCUCGAGGCUGGGCGGACCACCUCCGUUCAGGCCAGAUGACUCGAGUCUAGCGGCAUCUUUUCCCGAUCACAAGCCCACGGCCGUUCCUUCUCGGAUUGAAGCUUUCAGUACACUCUAUCGGCCUAUAAAAGACUGGCAGACAAGAUUGGCUAUUCUCCAACCUGGCUCUGCUGGAGAGGCUCCGGCCGUGAAGCUAGUGACGGCCGACUUGGUGCACAAAUCUGGCAUCGCGUUGCACGAGGAGAACAUCCGUGUACCAUACGAAGCGCUAUCUUACUGCUGGGGCUCAGAGAUCAAGGACCACACAAUCCGGUGUAAUGAAUAUCCAUUACUCGUGACAGCCAAUUUAAAUCUUGCUCUACUCAGGCUUCGCCAUGAAACUCGGGCAAGGUAUCUCUGGGUCGACGCAAUCUGUAUCAACCAAGUAGAUGCCGUGGAAAGAGCGAUGCAAGUUAGUAAUAUGCUACUGAUCUACAAGAAAGCUUCCGAAGUCAUCGCCUGGCUGGGAGAUUGCAGUACCAGUGACAUGGAUUUGGCAAUGAACCUCCUGACCAGUAUUCCGGACACGAACUACAUCAAUGCGAGAAUCCACAGUCCCGCAUCUUCGGGCGUACAACGAACGUGUUCGGCUGCUCUACAGUCCAAACGGCUCACGGAUCGGUGCCAUGUCAAGCACAAACGACUGGAGCACGGCCUACAAACAAUGCAUAUGUGUCUGGACCACUCGCAGAAUCUGCUCAAUGGCCUCAUCGCCUUGUUCGAGACCUCGUGGCAGCAUCGGAUAUGGGUUCGGCAGGAAGUAUGGGUCGCAAGCAAUAUCAUCGUCAUGUGUGGCGAGUACAGAAUCCAUGACUGGGAUCGCUUCCGCGCUGCUGCGGAACUGACUGAUCAGCUCCGCCACUGGCACCCUUGGAGAUGGAGUGGAGGUCGACCAGCGUCAGCACUUGGACCACGGACCUGGGAGCCAUCAGCGUUACGGCGAGCUUCUGCUGAGACACUGUCUAGGCUGGACUUGGUGGGCGACAUUGCAAAUCCUCAAUUCUUGGAGGAUGCUGUGCAUGAGCUUGAUCUCUUCAACGCGCUUCGAAGUACGGCGAAUUGCGAAUUUACAAGUGCUCAUGAUCGAAUCUAUGCCAUUCUUGGUAUGACCAGGACCACGCGAUACACGGCUGCAGACGCCCGAGGCCCACACCACUUCCUCUACGGGCCGCAGUACCUUCUUGUGGAUUAUACAUUGCCUAUCAGCGAGCUCUACGAGCACGUAGCCAGAUACUUCGUUCAGCGCGACGAAAGCGUCGUAAUCCUUUGUCUUGCUUCUCAGUAUGGAGGUGAUAUGGACGGUGUAUCGCUCCCUUCAUGGGUCCCGGACUGGAGAACUCUGUCAAGCACGGGCGUGUACAGGUACUGGCUUUACAGUGCUCGCGAGAUCCCAUAUGACACCUCGCUCAGGGGCGACUGCAAGUUGACGAAAUCGGGACUGGCAAUAUAUGGGUCACGAGUGGGCUUGGUCAGCUUUUGCUGGACCACCAAUAGAAGUGAUGGAGAUGAUCUCCGUCUCAGAGUGAUAGUCGUAGACCCCUCACGUCCAGAACAGACAUACCUACUUGCACGCCCCUCGCGACUUCUGCCUACUAGUGGCGACAUAGUCGUACUCGUCACGGGUAUAUAUGGCGUUGUCGCCGUACUGCGACCGCAAGACGAAGAAAGCUGGACAUUUGUAACAGUAAUUGUCCGUGAAGACGAAGCAAGGAAUACCAGACCCCGAGACGAUCGCGAUCGCUGGAACAGUUCAUGGUCUGAGGAGGUGCGUGGGGUACAGAAACGAGUGCGACCAAAGAAGUUUGUACUUACUUGA